AUGACCGCCGCCUCCAUCUCCGCCUGCAGCGAAUGCCUUCUCCCACGCCGCCCCCUCGGCCAUCACGCGCCUCCGCGCCGCAGCGCCCACGCCAAGCCGUUCCCCAGACCCGCGUUCAUCCCGUCCCCGCCCGCCAGCCUCCUCUCGAAUCCCCGUGCCGUCUGCCGACCGCCGCGCGCUGACCGUGCUGCCGCACCGCGCGCGCAAUCAUCGUCGCACGACGAUCUCGAGGGACGACAGCAGCGCGACACGUGUCUAUCCCGCCGUGACGCCCUCCUCUCCCUCGCGCUGCUCCCCCCCUCCCUCUCCGCCGCGGCGCUCCUCUCCCCGUCACCGUCGCUCGCCGCGUCGCCGGCGGCCCCCGACACGACCGUGACGCACCGCGCGUUCCUCGACUUCGCCGUGUGCCCCACGGCCGUGCGCCUCGACCGCACGCUGGGCGACGACGCGCUCAUCUGCGCCGACGGCGAGCCGCUCGGGCGCGUCGUGCUGGGGCUGUACGGGCGCGCGGCGCCCGACACGGUGGCGCAGUUCGUGCGCAUGGUGGCGGGCGACGCGGGGUCAACGUACAAGGGGAGCGUGAUCCACCGCUCGCUGCCCGGGCAGUACGUGCAGGCGGGCCACCAGGGGCAGGUGGCGCGCGGGGACGUGGCUCCGCCGACGCUGCUUCCGCCGAACCGCGACACGGUGGCGGCGGCGUCGUUCGCGCUGAGCCACCUGCGGCCCGGCACGCUGUCGCUGUGCGUGGGGGAGAACAACGACGACGAGCGCGCGCGCGCGCCCGCAGCAACUACCGCAACGUGGAGUUCCUCAUCACCACGGGUGGGACUGAGGGGGAAGGGGGGAGGGGGCGGGACAAAGGGGAAACAGGGAGAGGGGAAUGGGGGCCCUGGCCCGGCCACGCAGCUGGACGGCGACAACAUCGUCUUCGGCACCGUGCUGGAAGGCAUGGAGGUGGUGGCGGCGGUGGCAGCAGUGCCCACCUUCCAGCCCAGCGACCGCAUCCGCCAGUUCAACGACUUCGCUGCUCUGCUGGGGGACGACCGCGCCGCCAAGGGCCGCGGCACGUGGAACCGCCCUCUUAAAGCCAUCGUCAUCCAGGACUGCGGGCUGCUGGAGUGA
This is a messenger RNA of Closterium sp. Naga37s-1, 1122 nucleotides long. The record is from the annotation of a GenBank genome assembly. Lineage: Eukaryota; Viridiplantae; Streptophyta; Zygnematophyceae; Desmidiales; Closteriaceae.